Molecule: messenger RNA, 979 nt
Organism: Cuscuta epithymum
Lineage: Eukaryota; Viridiplantae; Streptophyta; Magnoliopsida; Solanales; Convolvulaceae
Source: the annotation of a GenBank genome assembly
CCGGAAUCCGGAUAAAUAAAUAAGCAAGGGAAAAUACUUCCUAUUGAUUAUUGAACUCAUUUUGCAGAUUUUAAUUAAUUUCUUCCCAAUCCCAUCUCCCUAAAAAAUCCAAAUCUCAAAACCCAUUUUUCCUUUUAGCAAUUUCAAUAUCAAUUUCUCGCCGGCGAUUGAUCGGCAUGGACUCUACUCCGCCGGAUUGUACAUUUGGCAUCACCGACAGGCCGUCGCCGACGAGGAGAGAGCUUCUGGGUCCCCGUCCGGCUCCGCUCCGAGUCAACAAGGACUCCCACAAGAUCAAGAAACCGCCGGUCGCCCCACAUCCGCCGCCGAAUGCUCUGCUCCGCACGGCGGCGCCCGCCGCGCAGAACCCCCAGCCGGUGAUUAUUUACGCCGUCUCUCCCAAAGUCAUCCACACCACUGUCGGCGACUUCAUGAAUGUGGUCCAGCGCCUCACCGGGACCUCGUCCUCUUACGGCGAUUCCUCGCCCGCAGCCGGCGGAUCCGGCGCUCUGUCUCCGGCGGCGAGGCUCGCUUCGAUAGAGAAAGUCGGCUCUUCGGAUCGGCAGCCGGAAAUGCCAAGUUCGGAAGCAGCGGCGACUGAUCUUCAGCAGAUAAUCGAGAAUUCAACGGUUGAAAGGGGGCAGAUCCAAGGGAUUUUAUCUCCGGCGCCGACAAGUUUGCUGCCCAUCUCGCCGUCCGGGCAUUUUCCUCCGGCGUCGGACCCGUUGAUGUUCAUGAACAGCAUGCUCAGUCCGAGCCCGUCGGCGUUGUUUUCAGCUCCACUGGUUUUUCCAUCUCCUUCUUCAAUGGAUCAUUUUAAUCUGUAUUCCUUUGACUUUUGAGGUUCAAGAAAAAAUACCAUUAGAAAUUUUUGUUUUUCUCCAUGGAAAGUAAGUCUAACAAAGCAAAUUCUUCUUUUACCAUUAGCAAUAAUUGCGCUAAUCAACAGAUUUAGUAGUAGAAAAACUUGAUAAUUGGC